Messenger RNA from Parnassius apollo (apollo), 342 nucleotides. NCBI's taxonomy places the organism in Eukaryota, Metazoa, Arthropoda, Insecta, Lepidoptera, Papilionidae. The record is from the annotation of a GenBank genome assembly.
AUGAAGCUAGUUACCAUCCGUCCUACAGACAGUCGUUACACCGUCACUACAACCCAGCGUCGGCCCAACGAUCACCACGAACUUGGUAAUCGCUCAUCCACCCAACAUCAAAGAGUUGGUUCUCCGCGCAGCAUGUCGUGUAAUCUAAUGAGUGGUCAGUUCAGCUGUUCUCCUGACAGCCCUCGACUCCUCGUAACAGCUGCACCAGAACCGGAAUGCAAGACUUCUAAAAUGAAGGAAGGCGGAUCUUUAAAACUAUUGAAUAUGGCAACUAAUGUAAUACAGGGUCCAGAUUCAAAUCCGCUAAAUACAGCGGAAACUGAAGUAGAAAAAAUCAGAUAA